CAGCAUCAGCAUUCAACAACAGGUACGUUCAAACAAUUUCUCUUGCAUAAUAACUCGACAUGAUUACACAAAUUUAUCUGUCAAUCCCCUGAAUAUUACAUGUUGACAAAAAUUUCAAUCCAUAAAAUAUGAUCGUCCUUAUCCUAUAUUCAGCGUUCUUGCCCAAUUCUGUGUACAACCUAGACUGACUCACGGCAAGCAGGAAAGCUGCCUCUGUUGCACGAUGGCGACGACUGCUACUUCGCGUCCGCCGGUAAGGAUCUCCAAGGUUGCCAACAGGUACCUACUCUUCGACAUUGACGAUGUGAUAUACCUCCGCCGCAAUCACAACAUUGGCUCCGUCUACAUCGGAUUGAUACCCCAAAACCCCCAGCAGAACGUCUUUAAUGGCUUGCCCGUCGAGUUGAUGCCGGAAGAGGCCCAAGUCCUUGUAAAAAAGAAGGCGGCCUACGUCGUCGAUGAUGCUGUAUUCCAUCUUUGUAGGCUGACUUCACUGGACUACUUGUCGCGAAGAGCCUACGAACAGUCCCUCCAGGCUGAGGGCAGGCAGGCACAGUUGAUGAGUCUGGAAUACAAGCUACAGAACACCCCUGAUGAAUUCAGGAACAAGCAGAAAAAGACCAAGACCAAGUUACAGCAGACUUCAUCUGAAGCCAACGUUGCAGGAAGCCUUGCCACGGUCAGGGCAGCACAUCGAGAAGAAGAACCCAACCUCUUCGAUGCCAGUCCACCGACUUCUAGACGUCAGUCCCAAGCACCGAAGGAAUCGUCCAAGGGAUGGCCCGUGACGCCUACCACAAGCGGUAUCCUUCUCACCCCACCACCAGAACUAGACACUCCAUCAGUUCCGGUUGACACCCCCCCCUCCUACCCACUGUUCGCUCAUUUGCAGCAUAAAGGAUACUUCACUAUGCCUGGCAUUCGGUUUGGGUGCGACUACAAUGUGUAUCCUGGUGACCCUCUGCGGUUUCACAGCCACUUCCAGGCUACGAGCUACGGCUGGGAAGAGCAGAUUAACCUGAUAGACAUUGUUGCCUGUGGACGCCUGGGGACCAAUGUUAAGAAAAGCUACUUGAUCGGGGGUGAAGUAUCUGGAGUGAGCAAAGCUGGGGUGUCCGAAAAGGAACAGAAGGAGGUAGAGGAAGGCGUUCCGCCGCCCGUUAGGUGCUUCAGCAUCGAAUGGGCAGUCAUGUAGUUGAGACAAAACUAAGAGACAAGAAGCAUACAUGCAACACAAA
Molecule: messenger RNA, 1238 nt
Organism: Pseudomassariella vexata
Lineage: Eukaryota; Fungi; Ascomycota; Sordariomycetes; Amphisphaeriales; Pseudomassariaceae
Exons: 1
Coding region: 224-1195 (323 amino acids)
Biological process (GO): tRNA splicing, via endonucleolytic cleavage and ligation; tRNA-type intron splice site recognition and cleavage
Cellular component (GO): tRNA-intron endonuclease complex
Molecular function (GO): nucleic acid binding; tRNA-intron lyase activity
Source: RefSeq, a predicted model, not a curated record